AUGCCGAUCGUGGAUAAGCUGAAGGAGGCGCUGAAGCCAGGCCGCAAGGACUCUGCUGACGAUGGGGAGCUGGGGCGGCUGCUGGCCGCCUCUGCCAAGAAAGUCCUGCUGCAGAAGAUUGAGUUCGAGCCCGCCAGCAAGAGCUUCUCCUACCAGCUGGAGUCGCUCAAGAGCAAAUACGUGCUGCUGAACCCCAAAGUGGAGGGCACUGGUCGACACAAGAGUGGCGAUGAACCUCAGAUCAAGAGACAGGGUGGUGAGCAUGCGUACGACGGAGGCACGGAUGGCGUCCCCGCCCCGCAGAAGGUGCUCUUCCCCACGGAGCGCCUGUCCCUGAAGUGGGAGCGCGUGUACCGCGUGGGUGCUGGCCUCCACAACCUGGGCAACACCUGCUUCCUCAACUCCACCGUCCAGUGUCUCACCUACACGCCACCUCUCGCCAACUACCUGCUGUCCAAGGAGCAUGCCCGCAGCUGUCACCAAGGGAGCUUCUGUAUGCUGUGUGUCAUGCAGAACCACAUCACCCAGGCCUUUGCCAACAGCGGCAACGCCAUCAAGCCUGUCUCCUUCAUCCGAGACCUCAAAAAAAUUGCCCGGCAUUUCCGCUUCGGGAACCAGGAGGACGCCCAUGAAUUUCUCCGGUACACCAUCGACGCCAUGCAGAAGGCCUGCCUGAACGGCUACGCUAAGUUGGAUCGCCAGACGCAGGCCACGACCCUGGUCCAUCAGAUAUUUGGAGGCUAUCUCAGGUCCCGGGUGAAGUGCUCGGUCUGCAGGAGUGUGUCGGACACCUACGACCCCUACCUGGACGUGGCGCUGGAGAUCCGGCAAGCUGCAAACAUCGUGCGCGCUCUGGAGCUUUUUGUGAAGCCGGAUGUCCUGAGCGGAGAGAACGCGUACAUGUGCGCCAAGUGCAAGAAAAAGGUUCCAGCCAGCAAGCGCUUCUCCAUCCACAGAGCGUCCAGUGUUCUGACCUUGUCCCUCAAGCGCUUUGCCAACUUUAGUGGGGGCAAGAUCACCAAGGACGUGGGCUACCCAGAGUUCCUCAACGUGCGUCCAUACAUGUCCCAGAGCAACGGCGAGCCGGUCAUGUACGGCCUCUAUGCGGUCCUGGUGCACUCUGGCUAUAGCUGCCACGCCGGACACUACUACUGCUAUGUGAAGGCAAGCAACGGCCAGUGGUACCAGAUGAACGACUCCCUGGUCCACGCCAGCAACAUCAAGGUGGUCCUGAACCAGCAGGCCUACGUCCUCUUCUACCUGCGGAUUCCAGGCUCCAGGAAGAGUUCUGAGGGCACCAUCUCCAAAGCGGCCUCCACCCUCCCCAGCCGCCCUGCCUUGGUCCUGGACCAUCUCAAGAAGAGCGUCAGCAACGGGGUGGCUGCCUCCCCGAUGGCCGGAAAGCGCCAGGACCCCAUGACGUUGAAGAAGCUGCACACGGCAGAGGAGCUCGGCGUGCCCGUGUCCAGGAACAGCUCCACAGCUGCCCUGAAGGCCCAGAACGGGAAUGUCUCUGCGAAGCUGCCCCUGGGGUCCCCAUCGUCUAGGCUCUCCAAAACACCGGUGUACACACCCACCAUUCUAGAGGAGCCUGGAAAGAAGGCCAGAAAGCCCGCCCCCCUGCAGCACUUCUCACUGUCCCCCAAAACCUCCCAGGGGCCGCACAGCACCAGCGACUUGAGCAGCAGCCGAUCCGAGGGUCGGAGACCGGGCUCCUGGGACGGCGGGGACACUGUCCUCUCUACCUCACCAAAGCUUCCGGCCGAAGCAGCCGCCAACGGGCACGGCCCAAAGGGGCACGAGGAGAGCCCUGAGCUCUCGGGAAGGGAGUCCAGUGGCUCCAGCCCAGACCACUCGGCGAGGAGCGACACCCCCAAGGUUCCCCAGACCCCCAAGAGCGGAGCCCGUCAUCCCGGCAGUCCUCAGGAAGCACACUGUCCUGCCAGUGGCACCCCCAGAGCACCCCGGAAUGGAGAUGACACCAAAGUGGUGAAGCUGAAGUCCCCCGUCCUGAGCAACACGGCCACCGAGCCUGCAAGCAUCAUGUCCCCUCCACCGGCCAAAAAGCUGGCGCUGUCCGCUGCUAAGAAGGCCCACACCCUGCGGAGGGCGACCAGCACUGACCUCCAUCCACCUCCCCACCCACCGUCCUCCGACCUCACCCGCCCCCCGAAAGCCACUCUCCCUGUCGGCGCCGCCACUGGGCCUGCCAGUCAAACCAGUUCCCAGAGCUGCCCCGUACCCCCUCCUCCCUGGGCUCAGAUGAAUGGAGCCCCCAAGUCCUCUCCAGACCAGCUGCAGGAAGCCAGCAAGUGCUCCGAUGGCUUCUCUAGAAAGAGAAAGAAGCACCGUGUGGGAGAGAAGAGGCCGCGGAGCCCAGAGAUGCGUUCCCAGCAGCGCCCUGGGGCCACUCCGCAGCCUGGGGGCCUGCAGCCUGCUGUGGACUCAGCCGGGGUUCCUCGAGUGAAGAAAAGGAGGAAGAGGAGGAAGCACCCGGAGGAUGAAGGUGUGUCCCCUCUGCUGGAGGGACCAGCACGGGCACAGGGCCAGAGCCACAGGGUCGGGAAGCAGCGUUGCCUAGAGCUGCCCUCGGACAGCCCAGAGGAUGGCGAGGGACAGCAGGCAGUGGGCAGCCAGCAGGGCCGACCGCAGACAGUCUCCCGCUGUACAGACAGCAAGAGGAAGAAGAGGAGGAAGAAAGCAAAGAACCCCCACCAAGUCGAGGGCCACCAUCAAGACCCAGCCGCACACAGCCACAGCUCCUGCUCAGAUGACCCUCAACCUGAGAUAACAACCGAAUCGCCAAAGAAGAGGAAGCGGAAGAAGAGAAGGCUGGAGUCCCAGCACGAAGUGGGUGAGGAGCACCAGAGCGGCCAGAAGAGCAUCGGGUGGUGUGACUCCCCUGUCCCCGAGCCGACAAGUCCCUCGCCAUUGGUGAACGGGCAGACACACGGCCCCCUCGUCUCCUGGAACGCAGAGAGGGGGCCCGACGUGGUCCGGGAGCUGCUGCAGUACUCGAACGAUCGAGCGUAUGGGAGGAAAGUUCUGACAUGGGACGGCGAGGUGUCCGCCGUCAGCCGGGACGCUAUGGAAGACAGCAGACUGGCCCGGACGGAGACUGUGAUCGAUGACUGGGACGAAGAUUUCGAUCGAGGGAAGGAAAAGAAGGUGAAAAAGUUCAAGAGAGAGAAGAGGAGAAACUACAAUGCCUUCCAGAAACUUCAGAGCAGACGGAACUUCUGGUCCGUGACUCACCCGGCGAAGGCCAGCAGCCUCAGCUCCCGUCUCUGA
Messenger RNA from Elephantulus edwardii (Cape elephant shrew), 3291 nucleotides. RefSeq names its product ubiquitin specific peptidase 36 (gene USP36). NCBI's taxonomy places the organism in Eukaryota, Metazoa, Chordata, Mammalia, Macroscelidea, Macroscelididae. Gene Ontology annotation, molecular function: cysteine-type endopeptidase activity; cysteine-type deubiquitinase activity. The coding region runs from base 1 to 3291 and encodes 1096 amino acids. The record is from RefSeq and is a predicted model, not a curated record. Gene Ontology annotation, biological process: regulation of apoptotic process; protein deubiquitination. The transcript is spliced from 18 exons. Gene Ontology annotation, cellular component: nucleus; cytosol.